Linum trigynum is the source of this 5617-nucleotide messenger RNA. The record is from the annotation of a GenBank genome assembly. Lineage: Eukaryota; Viridiplantae; Streptophyta; Magnoliopsida; Malpighiales; Linaceae.
GACAAAUUUACUCUUUCAUAACAUUCACAUGAUUGUUCAUUUGAUGCUCUCAUUCUUCCUGGAACUCGGUCUGAAACGCUCCAGGGCAGAGAUCCCAUUAAGCCCUUUUGCAUCGUAAUGUUCAAUGAAUUCCUUCAGGGUAGUCUCCCUGAAAACCGGGGGAUUCCCGUCCGAUAUCAGCUCCUUGAGCGGGCUAUAAACUCGGGAGGAGUUCUCAGGAAGCGGCUGCGGUCUCAAGAAACAGGCCACUGAAAUCCUGGGGCCUAUUGAUUUAGCAACUACUCUGUGCUGAGAGCUUUUGAAUUCCUCAUUAGAGAUCAACUACACGUUCAUUGCCAGAGAAUUGAGCAUGAAAACCAGUUAGUUUUAUAGCAAGACUUUGAAACAAGCACUGUCCAGUUCUGACCUGCAACAAGUCUCCCAGAUUUAUAACAAGAGCAUUUGCUGUGGCUUCACAUCAACCCACUGAUCAUCACACAGGACCUGAAGACCCCCCAACUUGGUCUUGCAGAAGCACAGUGAGAAAGCUGCUGUCAGAAUGGCUGCUAGUUCCUAUUGUCAAAUCCGGCUCUGGACAAGCUGGAUAGUAAUGACCCAGAAGCAGCAAUCCUUCCAAGCAGCCUAUAUUGUUAAGGUAAUCAGCUUUCAGUACCAAUGCUUCAGAAACCAAUUCAAGCAGCUUCCUUGCCAAUCCCAUCACUUUGUUUGAGUAAUCAGCAGUCGUCUUCCUGUUCCAAAACUUAAAUUCGAUUAGAAAUAGCAAGAUUUAUAAGAUUCAAUCUUAUCUUACUAAUUAGCCUUGCAAUCCUACCACUCACAACUCAAAUUGACAGAAGACCAUUCAUUCAUGAUGAGAUGUUAGAUAUUAGUGACAAGUUUCAAAAGGAAACGGUUUAAGAACGCACCUGCAGGCUUGAGGGAGUUCUUGAGGGUUUGGCGGGCGUGCGGCCAUGACACAACGUAAGGUAUCCCUCUGGUUAGCCGCCGGCGACUGAUAUAAAUGGAAAUUGGAGUUGUAGGUAAACGUCUUGUUCAGGAAGUCCCUGGAGUAGAAGCCUUUCUUCACUUCAGCAUCUUGUUCGUGGAACUUUUUCAAUCCUUCGAUGGUCUUAUCCAGAAGGGAAAACGGCUAUAAAAAAUUGGUAAACGAAACUAUAUGCAACAAAGGGUAUAUGUAAUUGUAAACCCUUAGUUCAGCAUUCUGCAAUUGGAGAGAUAGGUCGGUCAAGCAGCCGCAAAUGGCUGUCCCACAUGCUAAAAUCGAAACUGGCUACUAAUUUCAGCAUCAUCUUCAACCCCAUCUUCAAUUAGCCUGAUUCAAUCAUCCAAGUCAAGAUGGUAGAACAGCUUCAAUGCAACAACAGCCCAUUCUGCCGGUCGAGAAAAAGAUGAACCUUGCGUAGAAAGAUCGAGUCUUUGUUACCCAAGAGAGCAAAAGAUCAAGCUUUGUUCGUAUCCGGUACUGUAUAACCAGGUCUACCAAGAACAUUCAAAAGCAAAGACCGAGUGACGUGUUUUUUUCUACAGAGUAGGGCCAUGAACAACGUUACAACGACCCCUCCACUCCAUAACCCACACAAAAGCUAGAAAUGUAUAGGCGCCAAAGACUUCCAAGCAAGUCCCGCCAUUGACUUACUUCCAUAAUAUCAUCCACGGCCUUGCAAAUUGCAAUUCACCACCACCCAUUUCCCCAAUCCAUAUGGAAGCAAACCUUCAAUCAACACUAAGAAUAAUAACAAGUACAAUCCCCUUGGCUUCAUUCUCUACCCGCCGGGAAAAGAUGAAGAAACAGGGCAUUUGCUCUGUUUUCCUUCUUAUAAUCAUCACCCUGAAUCCCUCUCCCACACUCUCCGCCGGCGACUACACUCCCAUCGACAACAUAGUCGUCGAUUGCGGUUCCACAACCUCCGGCAGCAACAGAGCCGACGACCGGAGCUGGGACGCCGACAACCCUUCGAAAUUCCUCCAGCCCGGUUCGGAGUCGGCUUCUUCCACACCAACAGAGCAUUCCACAAGGCUCGAAAAAGUGCCUUACCUCUCUGCCCGAUGGUCUCGCUCCAACUUCACCUACUCUUUCCCAGUCAACCCCGGCCAGAAAUUCAUCCGCCUCUACUUCUUCCCGGCGACAUACUCUCCCGAUUUCAACAAAUCUGCCGCCUCCUUCUCCGUCAUCGCCGGCCAAUUCGCCCUCCUCGACAACUUCAUCCCUGAUCUCCACCCUCUAGCGAAGGAGGACGGAUUCCAGUUAGAAUUCUGCCUAAACGUGAACCCUAAUCAGCAACGUCUCAACCUUACCUUUUCCCCAACCCCCGCCGCUUACGCUUUCGUCAACGGCAUCGAAGUCGUCUCCAUGCCCACAAAUCUCUACUACUCCGACGCCGGCGCUGGGCUCAACAUCAUCGGUAACGGUAAUCAGCAGAGCAGUAUCCGAAACGACACCGCGUUGCAGCUGAUGUUCAGAAUCGACGUCGCCGGGCAAGGUAUCUCUCCCGACGGCGGCACGGGGAUGUAUCGGAAAUGGAGCCCCGACGAUGAAUACCUCCACAUCGAUCCUCCUCCGAAAUCUGCUUACUACAAUGACUCGGUUCCUCUGAACUCUAUUUACAGAAACGACUCGAUUCAGCUGCAGUACAAUGACGAGAUCCAUAAGCUCGUCGCCCCGGCGGCGGUUUACAGAACUGCCCGGGGAAUGUCCAACAUCAGCGAAUUGAACCUGCAGUACAAUCUCACAUGGAGGUUUCCGGUCGAUCCUUCGUUUACUUACUUUGUUCGGCUCCAUUUUUGUGAGAUCCAGCCACCGAUCAACGCCAGGGAUAACAGGGCUUUCUGGAUCUACAUCGCCAAUCGAACCACCGCGACUUAUACGGAUGUGAUUCAAGAUGCCGGCGGGAAUGGAUUCCCCUUUUUCAAAGACUACUUGGUCAGAAUUAAAGCUGAGGAGGAGAAGUUGUUCGUUGCUCUGCAUCCUUUCCCAGAUAACAGCGCCCAUUACAAUUCGAUUCUGAACGGAGCUGAGAUCUACAAAUUGAGCCGGUCGGGUAGCUUGGCCGGACCGAAUCCCGCCCGCCCCACCAACCCAUCGUCACCGGUUCCGUCUUCCUCCUCAACCACAAGCCCGACUAGAUUAAUCAUCAUUGUUGCCGGCGGCGUCGUGUUAGGUCUCGCCAUGGUCUCGCUCCUGCUUCUCUUCGUCCUCCGCCGGAAGCGGAAAUCCAAAUCCUCAUCGAAUUACAUCGACGGCGGAUCGGCUUCCAAAUCGAUGCUGCCGUAUUCAUCCUUCGCAUCAACCAACGAGACAUCCAAAGAUGGCUCCUCGAAUCUCCCCUCGGAGCUCUGCCGCCGAUUCUCUCUCUCGGAGAUCAAAUCCGCAACCGGCGACUUCGACGACAACUUCAUCAUCGGAGUGGGAGGCUUCGGCGACGUGUACAAGGGACUCAUCAAUUUCAACGGUGGCGGCGCAACCACCGUGGCAAUCAAGAGGCUGAAACAGGGGUCGCAGCAGGGAGCAAACGAGUUCCGAACAGAGAUCGAGAUGCUCUCCCAGCUCCGCCACCGCCACCUCGUCUCCCUGAUCGGAUACUGCUACGACGACGAGGAGAUGAUCCUCGUCUACGACUACAUGUCUCACGGCACCCUCCGCGACCACCUCUACAACAAAUCUCAACAGAGCUCCCCUGCCAUUCCCUGGAAGCAACGAUUGGAGAUCUGCAUCGGGGCAGCACAUGGUCUAGACUACCUACACUCGGGAGCCAGUAACACAAUCAUCCACCGCGAUGUGAAGACGACCAACAUCCUCCUCGACGAGAAUUGGGUGGCGAAGGUGUCGGACUUCGGGCUCUCGAAGAUCGGGCCCACAGCCGGCGCGGCGAACGCGCACGUGAGCACGGUGGUGAAAGGGAGCUUCGGGUACCUGGACCCGGAGUACUACCGGCUCCAACGGCUGACGGAGAAAUCGGACGUCUACUCCUUUGGAAUCGUCUUGUGGGAAGUCCUGACUGCUCGGCCGCCGGUGAAUCGGGCAGGGGGGAACGACAAGAGGAAGCUGGUGAGCUUGGCUGAACUGGCGAGGCAGAGUUGCAAGAAGGGCAGAGUGGCGGAAAUUGUCGACCGGGAGCUCGACGGCGAGAUUGCGCCGGAGUGUCUGAAGAAGUUCGCGGAGGUGGCGAUGAGCUGCUUGGUGGAGAACGGAGUAGACAGGCCGUCGAUGGGGGAUGUGGUUUGGGGGCUGGAUUUCGCCAAGGAGUUGCAAUGCGGCAGCGAGGAGCGGGUGAAGUUGUUGGCGAGCGGUGGUGCUGGUGGUGGCGACGAUGGGAUUGCAGAGAUGCGUGGCGACUCUUGUUCGAUGGAGGGGAGGAAGAGCAGUGGUGGUUCGGGUAUGUUUACAACGAACAGUGAGAUUGAUUUGGGGCCGUGGAUGAACGGAAUGAUGGUUAUUCCGAGUGGCACUAUGACGAGUGUGGAAGAGAGUUCCACCAGUCAAGAAUACCCCGAAGAAGAUGCUUUGUUGGGGUCGAAUGUUGUUUUCUCGGAAAUUUUGGAUCCGAAGGCUCGUUGAAGUUCUUUAUGACCAAUUUGACUAGGGCCUUUAUGCAGGCUAAUAAUCCAUGUACUUGUGAUGAGGAAGUAGAAGUUACAAUACGUGCGCACCACCGUAAAGUAGAAAGCAGGAAGUUUCGUUGGGCAUUGCUAUUCGUCGCCCUAAAAUACCUUAUUCGUCGCUCUAAUAUUUAUUAAAAUUACUAAAAUAUUCUUAGUUUAAUUUUUUAAAAUUUUCGCCUAAACAUACCAAAAAGAGGAUUCUACCCCAAUCCUCAAAACCGUCGCCAAUCCAUCGCCCUAGUCGCUCUAAUUUGCCCUACCCCAUUAACCCCAACUCCGUUGGCCACCAAUCUCCGACUCAAUGAGUAGUACAGCACCACCGCGGCUCCGGCGGCGAUCGCCAUUGCACCCGCCGCCAUCUAAAUAUGGGAGAAAGCGAAACGGAACCCCUCCCUCCCAAUCGUCGCUUUUUGGCAGUUGAGGGGAUAAUGAUUGAUCGAUAAGAGAAUUUAUGGAGUAAAAUUGUUAGGGAUACGGAGAAAGAAGAGAAAGGAAACCUUUUGGCUGUUGAAUGUCAAGGAAGAAGAGGAAGAAGAAAAAAAAUGGCGAGAGAACCUUAUGGAGUCUUCUUCCUUCCUUAGCAACAGCAGGUCGGCGGAGUGGGGAAAUGGGUGCGGCGGUGGGUUCGAGGAAUGGCAGCGGUGGUCGGACGGUUGGUGGGUUAGACUGCAAUCGGAGUUGGCGAUUAGUAAUUGAUAUUGCACAGGGCUAUAAACGUUAAUUUAGUACAAUUUAGGGCGAAAUAAUUUAAAUUUUAGGGCGACGAAUAGCAAUUCAGUAAAUUUAGGGGUUAAUUGCAUGGUUGGUCACUGAGAUUAUAAAAACCGUUCAAGUUUGGUCACUCGAAAUAUUUAAAUCCAUUGGUGGUACUUCAGUUUACUGAAACCGUUCACGUUUGGUCACUCUCCGUCCAACUCCGUUAACUUUUGCUUACGUGGCAGUCAACUCUAAAAGUUGACCAUUAAAUGUGUGACGUGACAAUUAAAAAUAAUUAAAUAAAUAAAAUUUAAUUUUUUAA